UGACAAGUGUCAUAACAUUUCCGAGAGACGAGAAUCGCAUGUUAUAUUUGUUACUAAAUCAAAGUUGUCUUGAAUAAAUAAUUUCCGAUCCCCACCACGGCGGAAUCCAGCUUUCACCAUGGGUACGGCGAUGUUCGCGCGCGUUACGUUCUAUCCCUCGUUGCUUUACAAUGUUUUAAUGGAAAAGGUGACUAGUAGACGAUGGUACGAUAGAAUGGAUGAUCAUGUAAUCCUUGGAGCCCUUCCUUUCCAGGGAAUGACAAAGCAGUUAAUUGAAGAGGAAAAUAUCAAAGGUGUUGUUUCAAUGAAUGAGGCAUAUGAAUUGAAAAUUUUUUCAAAUGACGCUGGGAGAUGGCAUGAACAUGGUGUACAAUUUCUCCAAUUAGCCACAACAGAUAUCUUUGAAGCACCAGAUCAGGAUAAAUUAUAUGAAGGAGUCAGAUUUAUAAAUAGAUUCCUUCCUAGUAGUAAUAAACUGUCCGGAUUAACCCUAGAUGACAAACAAACAAACAGCGGUACUGUAUAUGUACAUUGUAAAGCAGGACGAACUCGAAGUGCUACUCUGGUAGGCUGUUAUCUCAUGAUGAAAAAUGGUUGGACACCAACCGAGGCAGUGGAAUACAUGCGGUCCCGAAGACCACACAUACUUCUUCAUACGAAGCAGUGGCAAGCUCUAGAUAUAUUCCACCAGAGACAUAUCAAAUCGUGAUAAUAUAAAUAUAAACUGUAUGAGAGUAUUAAUUUUAUUGUAGAUAGUCAAAUACAACCUUAAAAUAUGUAUAAAUAAAUACGACUUAUAACAAAUAGAUCAGCCCCUCUACUAUGCAACUUAAUGUUUUGUUUUUUUUUUUAUAAAAUAGGGGGCAAACGGGCAGGAGGCUCACCUGAUGUUAAGUGAUACCGCCCCCCAUG
Molecule: messenger RNA, 912 nt
Organism: Pieris brassicae (large cabbage white)
Lineage: Eukaryota; Metazoa; Arthropoda; Insecta; Lepidoptera; Pieridae
Gene: PTPMT1
Product: phosphatidylglycerophosphatase and protein-tyrosine phosphatase 1
Exons: 6
Coding region: 119-709 (196 amino acids)
Biological process (GO): protein dephosphorylation
Molecular function (GO): phosphatidylinositol-4,5-bisphosphate 5-phosphatase activity; phosphatidylglycerophosphatase activity; protein tyrosine/serine/threonine phosphatase activity
Source: RefSeq, a predicted model, not a curated record